GCGGACCAACUGUUUAUGUCAGUGCCCUCUGUGGGCGCCCACCACCACCGAGGCCAGCAAUGCAAGACGGACAUUGUCAGUGCCCUGAGCUCUCUCUCUAGUCAGACCCAGUUACUGGGUCAGCCACAGGUGGCCCCACAGUUCUUCUUGGCCAGCCAGCCCCCUGCUUCUGCCUCCACAGGGCAGACAGGGGGACACUCUGUGCCAGUUCAGCAAAUCCUUAUCCCAGUUUCCACAGGAAAUGGGUCCCAGCAAUUUAUAAGCAUACCCGUCUCUUUGGCCACAGGAGGCAACCAACAAAUCCAGCUGAUAACCACCAACAAUGGGGGACAGUUCCUUGCGACCAAUCUCUCAAAUUUACAGGCAUUAACUCAGCCACUUGCCAGUGGUUUGCAGUCCAGUCGUGAGUCUCAGUCUAGUCAGUCCCUGUCCAAUCACAUUGCUGCUCUGCCCCAACUCCUCACAACAGCCUCAGGGGGUCAACUGUUGGCCGUCACUCCUCAGAUGCUGGCAUCAUUACCAAUAUCCACAAGCCAAUCAUCUUCCUCUGUGGGCACAGCUCACUUGACGUCACACUCUGUGAGCCAUGCUGCAGCCGCGGCCACAGCACAACAAGUUCUCCAGCAGACGUUGUCGCAGGCUGUGGCAGCCAGUGUGUCUCAUGCCAACAGCAAGUUGUCACAACAGUCUCACAUCUCAUCCUCCACCAAUGGUCUUCCACCUAAUGUCUCACAACUCUUGCCACACACUGUUGGGAACUCAACAGAGAGCACAACAGUGGAUGGCAUCAAUCUUGACGAAAUCAAAGAGUUUGCCCGACAGUUCAAAAUUCGACGUUUAUCCCUGGGCCUCACCCAGACACAAGUUGGGCAGGCGUUGAGUGCGACUGAGGGACCAGCCUACAGCCAGUCAGCAAUAUGCAGGUUUGAAAAAUUGGACAUUACUCCUAAGAGUGCUCAGAAAAUAAAGCCUGUGUUAGAGCGGUGGAUGGCAGAGGCGGAGGAGAGGUACAAGAAUGGAGUUCAAAAUCUCACAGAUUUUAUCGGUAGUGAACCAAGUAAGAAACGAAAACGACGGACCUCCUUCACACCACAGGCCCUGGAGUUAUUGAACCAGUAUUUUGAGAGGAAUACACAUCCAACAGGUACUGAAAUGACUGAGCUAUCAGAAAGACUUAAUUACGACAGAGAAGUCAUCCGUGUUUGGUUCUGCAACAAAAGGCAAGCUCUGAAGAACACCAUCAAGAAAUUGAAGCAGGAUGGUCAAUGACAGAUAGCCUACCUGUGAGGGUGACAAGCCGGGGACAGCAAAGUGCAAUCUACAUUGAACAAAUUUGUUUCAUUUACAUCAUUGUUAUCUUCCAAAUCCCACACUGACAGUGAUAUACAUCCACUUCUGAUGAUCUUUAAACUGAAAGAGUGAUCUGUCAUUCCUAAUUUCUCCCACAUUUUUGUGAGUAUGUAUUGAGAGGAACUACUGGUUGUCGAGUGGUCUUAUUGCUAGGAUUUGCCUCAGGUUUGAAUGCAGGACUGACAGGUUGUCAAAUUAAUGGCUGUCAAAUGUACUUUUGUCUUUUCUAAUACUAUUUAACCGUACAAAAAAUUGAUAUUUUAGCUUAACCCAAUUCACCUUGCGUUGCCACAGCAGUACACUUGUGUCCACCCUGACUUGCCGCGAGCCGGCGGGAAAAACCGGUCUGAACUCCACACAUUAAACUUAGACACGCAUUGUGCCCAAACUAUUUAGGGUAUCAAUAUGAAAUUUUUCUUAGAUAUUACUUUAAAUGUUAUUUUAAUAUUAUUAGAGAGAAAGGGGAAGGAAAGAGCAGGGAAAACAACAUAUUGUUCAUUCCACUGCGACUCAUCGGCACUCGGUUUAGCUAUAGUAACUUAUAGUAAGUCUAUGGUCUAGAUCUAGCUUUUCUUCGAAGUUUUCAAGGCACUAAAAUCAAUCCGAUCGCCUUGUUUUUCUAUAUUUAGGUUUACUUUCACUUUGUUUGCCGCUUAUGCCUAAAACAAACUAAAACAUGAUUCAUGUGUUUCAACAAACACAAAAAUAGCCGUGGCACUUGUUUUUUGUGACCCUGUUUUUCUUCUCGUCCAUGAAGAUUUCAGUACUCGCUUUCUUGUCAUUAUUUGCGAUGACAAAAGAACAAAAA
This is a messenger RNA of Aplysia californica (California sea hare), 2158 nucleotides long. RefSeq names its product POU domain, class 6, transcription factor 1. Lineage: Eukaryota; Metazoa; Mollusca; Gastropoda; Aplysiida; Aplysiidae. The transcript has 8 exons. The record is from RefSeq and is a predicted model, not a curated record. Gene Ontology annotation, molecular function: RNA polymerase II cis-regulatory region sequence-specific DNA binding; DNA-binding transcription factor activity, RNA polymerase II-specific. Gene Ontology annotation, biological process: regulation of transcription by RNA polymerase II. The coding region runs from base 16 to 1269 and encodes 417 amino acids.